Messenger RNA from Mercenaria mercenaria, 2176 nucleotides. Its product is annotated as DNA-directed RNA polymerase III subunit RPC7-like. Bases 142 to 825 code for a protein of 227 amino acids. Gene Ontology annotation, biological process: transcription by RNA polymerase III. The transcript has 5 exons. Gene Ontology annotation, cellular component: RNA polymerase III complex. Lineage: Eukaryota; Metazoa; Mollusca; Bivalvia; Venerida; Veneridae. The record is from RefSeq and is a predicted model, not a curated record.
CUCCCUAUACAAGAUGGCGCUCCCCAUGCGAAAUAUGUAAAUCGAGACGAUCUGUUGCAAUCAGCCAGCUCAUUACAUUUAUCAUGACAUGAUUGUAUCUGAAUACAGAAUUGAAGAACUGUCUGUAUUGAAACCAGUAAAAUGGCUGGUAGAGGACGUGGUCGUGGGAAAACUGUUUCUUUUGAUGUACAAGCUCUUGGGUUCGGUAGAGGAGAGGCACUUCCAGCAGCUAGUCUUCAGCCACCACCAUUGUUCCCGACACAGGAAUUUAAACCUGUUCCUUUGGCUCACAGUGAAGAUUAUGAAUACAUGUUGGCCCUGAAACAGGAAUUCAUAGCUACGCUACACAAAUCACCCUACUACCUUAAGCUUGAUGACAAGAAAAGAGAUAUUGAGAGAUAUUCUGACAAGUACCAGUUGAAUCAGCAAGAUUGUACAGAAUCUUUGAGCCCAGAUUGGAGAAGACUACCAGCUGAGUUAAAGGUUAAAGAACGAAAAGUCAGAAAGGUCAAGUCCUCUGUAAAACCCAACUUUCCACCUCGUAAGAAAUCUGCAACAGGUGUAGGGACAGAUGCAAAUGAAAUUGUGAAAACUUUAGAGACAUUAGAAAAGAAAGAGGAAACAAGUGUAGAAAUGGAGGAAGGUGGCGGUGAGAAGGAUGAAGAUGAAGAAGAAAAAGAGGAAGAUGCAGAAGAAUUGGAAGGUGAAGAAAUGUAUGAUGAGGAUGACUUGGAAGAGGAGACAGAUUAUGCAUUCAGUUAUUUUGACAAUGGCGAAGGUUAUGGUGACGAUGAUGGUGAUGAUGACGAGGGACCAAUCUACUGAUCCAAAGACUCCCUACAAGAGUUACUGUUGAGAAUACAGACUAAGCUGUGUACAAAGCUCUGCAAACUACCAUAUGAGAAAGAUGAUAGGUUACCCAUAUCUACUUUGCCUUGGAUUGUUAUGAGGUCAUAUAAUGUCAAGACUUAGUGGUGAAGAUUUUGAAAAUGUUACCUGCUUGAAGACAAGUGGAUAUAUUAACAUUGUAUGUUUUUUGUUAAACCAGGUUAACUCUGUCUCUGAUAGAAAACAAGGGGUAAUUUUGUGUAUUUAUUAAAAGGCAGAGAUAUUAAACCGAAUAUUUGUCCUGUAUGGUAAAUUAAGACUGAGGAAAUUUAGUGAAGAGUGUUAAGACUGCUGUUUGUGUUAUGGGAUAGUUUUAUGGUGUAUUUUAUUCUAUGAACUUUGAUAUGAAACUGUCUAAUAAGGAAAUGACAAUUUGUGAUGAUUUGAUCAUGUAUGCAAUUAACUGAAUGUUGUCUUGAAUGACAGCAAGGAAAAAAAAACAUGAUGGUCCUCAUACCGGACAUAUUUUUCUGUAAUUCAAUAAUAAAAGUGAAUAUGUUUAUGUGACUGUGGUUGCUGAGACUUUUGGGGAUUAUUUCAUGUGCAGGUAGACAUAGAAAUUUAUGUUGCAAGUAGACAUAGAAAUUUACGUUGCAAGUAGACAUAGAAAUUUACGUUCGUGUUCAUGUGGAAGGCAUAUUUCAUGUGCUGGAAAUUGAGGAAUAGGGUGGUAUGUUACUAUGACUUUGUUACUACUUGCAGUACCCCAGAAACUUUUAGGUAAUGUAAGAACCUUGUACUGCAUUAUGAAUUUUUAUCUUGGAUGACUUAAAGACAUCAAGUUUAUAUUUUAAACUUUAAUGUUUGAGUACAAGUAUAGUGGUUUAUAUACUCAGCAUCAUGUUUAAUUUUUAUGCUUGUUAAAUUUGAACACUUAUGUAUAUAUAGUAUUUUAUGUAGUGUCUUUAAGCCUUACCCUGCUAAAUUUCUAUAAUGAAUUUGUCCAUCUUUCAAUUUGGACAGUACCAUUAACUGUUAAAAGGGGUGCUUACCAAAAAAGAUACUGACUGAUAAGGGAUAAGUGGUUAACUGAAAUAUAGUGGUAGCAAUUGCGUCGCUGUAAACCCAAUGUUUUGAAAAAUAUGAAUUUAUAUAGACUUAAACUUUAGUGGCAGGGAGUUUAGGUGUAUAGUGCCAAUGAAAAAUCAUGAUAUGAAAGGAAUAUUUGCUUAUUUCACUGAAAGAUUGAAAAUUCUCUUGACAUCUGAGCAAUGUUUUGUCUGAUGUUGGGUUGAUGAAAUAAUUGUCAGUCUUUUAUUGGAAUAAACUAAUAUACUGUAAAAUUGUU